Messenger RNA from Homo sapiens (human), 1520 nucleotides. RefSeq names its product profilin family member 4 (gene PFN4). The transcript is spliced from 6 exons. Gene Ontology annotation, cellular component: cytoplasm. The record is from RefSeq and is a predicted model, not a curated record. Gene Ontology annotation, molecular function: actin binding. Bases 357 to 746 code for a protein of 129 amino acids. NCBI's taxonomy places the organism in Eukaryota, Metazoa, Chordata, Mammalia, Primates, Hominidae. Gene Ontology annotation, biological process: spermatogenesis; manchette assembly; acrosome assembly.
AAUCCUGCCGCCGCCACCCACCCGCAACCGCGUCCGUUGACGGUCGGGUCCUUGGUCGCCGGGUCCUUGCGGGCACCACAGAGCGGGGUGGCGUCCGCUCCCUCGAGUCCUCGGUGCCAGGGAAUUCACCGCUCACCACCCCCUGCCCCGCCUUGGGUCCUGCUCGGGGACCAAACCACUGGAAGGCAGUGGCGGGAAACGGGCGCCUGUGCCGGAGGUCCUGAUGAGGGGGGUCCAAGGCUUGGGGACUUGUGCGGGAAAUAUAAUCCUGAUGUAAACCAUUGACAUAGCCAGAAAAUCACCAGGCUGUGAUUUUCCAAACUCAGCUUCAUAACCUAUUCUGUAGUUGAGGGAACAUGAGCCAUUUGCAGAGCUUAUUGUUAGACACCCUCUUGGGAACCAAGCAUGUGGACAGUGCAGCCCUCAUCAAAAUCCAGGAGCGGAGCUUGUGUGUAGCAUCACCAGGUUUCAAUGUAACGCCCAGUGAUGUCCGAACACUGGUGAAUGGAUUUGCCAAGAACCCUUUGCAAGCCCGAAGAGAAGGACUGUAUUUCAAGGGAAAAGAUUACAGAUGUGUCCGGGCAGAUGAAUAUUCUCUUUAUGCCAAAAAUGAGAACACUGGUGUGGUUGUCGUGAAGACCCAUCUGUAUCUUCUGGUAGCAACUUACACUGAGGGCAUGUAUCCUAGCAUCUGUGUGGAAGCCACAGAGAGCCUGGGAGACUACCUAAGAAAAAAAGGAAGUUAAGUCAUCAGAGGCCCAUGAAAGACAAUUUUAUUAUUUUAGAAGAAAAUUGAAGAGCCUAAAGAAAAAAUAUUUUAUGGUUGAAAAAACACUAGACAGAAGGCACUAAAAAAGAAGAAUGAAUUAAGGGAGCAAUUUUUAUUACUUCCAGAGAUCCUCUUCUUUCACUGGAAUUACUUGAUCAACUGUUUUUUAAUAAGUGUUGGUCAUCGGCAUGGAAUGAGAGAGCACUGAUCAUUUCACAGAGCAUAUCUAUUGGGAGGCUCCUUUCUGUGAGGCUCUUGUACUCCUACACACCUUGCUAAGUAUGCCAAGAAUGCAAGGCUCUCACCACUCUUUAUCCAAGACAUUUCUCAGGGUUAGGUUGCAGCAAGCAACCUUGAAAAAUGAAGGGAUGUCUCCCAUCAGGACAGAGAGCAAGCUUGCUUACUGUUUGCUAUAAAAGCAGUGGAGUCCCUGAGCUCAGUGUUACCCCUCCUGUAAUACAACUCCCUGCAUGUGUGACAUCUGUCUGGCUCACAUCACCCCGGUGAGACUUGGGAGAAGGGAUUGCAAAGGCCAUUCAACAAUGGACCACUAGUCAAGGUAUUCAAUGGACAUUUCACACUCCCAUUUGCAGGUAUCUGGUAUCAUUUUGAACAUUGGAAAGGCCUUCUCAAAAAUCAACUCAAAAAGAUUUCUGACUCUAACCCUAACUCUCACUGCACACCUUAGUAAGGCAGUAUGGUCACUAAAUGCACCCUUCCCCAGAAAGAGUUCAUCUCCUCUUGGUCUCCU